Tinamus guttatus (white-throated tinamou) is the source of this 469-nucleotide messenger RNA. The record is from RefSeq and is a predicted model, not a curated record. Lineage: Eukaryota; Metazoa; Chordata; Aves; Tinamiformes; Tinamidae.
AUGCACAUGGGGACCCGAGGUGUGAGGAUAGAAAGCUUUGAGGAGAGUCUGGAAGAGCUGCUGACCAGAGUGGAUGAAUUUGUGGGAAUGUUGGACAUGAUUCGAAGUGAUUCCUCUCAAGUUGUCAAUGAAAGUCUACCUCAAAUUUACACAAAAGCAACAGAAAUGAGACAUAUAUACAGGAAGAUUGACAAGUUAGAGGCUUUUGUGAAGAUGGUCGGGAACUGUGUGGCUGAAAUGGAAGAACGGGUCACCAAGGCAGAAACAGACUUUGGCACUUUUCCAAGCACCUUCAAGAAAAUCUUGCACACGAUCAGCCUACCAGCCUUCCUUAACAAAUCAGCUUCAUCACGACAGCAGCAGACCCUCUAUGAGCCUCCAACCCUCUUCAAGACUGAAGACUAUUUUCCAUGUGUAAAGGAAGUACCUUAUUCGUGAUCUUUGCUUUGGGCUUAACGAGAAUCAGCUG